UACAGAGCAACCAGAUCCAUGCUUCCGCCUACGACAGUACUGUAUCGACGUGUGUGCCCAGUCAUCAGAGACUCUGGAGACAAAUGGUAUCACAAGAAGCUAGUACAAGAUUGACUUCUAGGCUGUGUCCCACACCCUCACCACCAUGUCAUCACUUCCCUCCAUCCGCCCCAUCGUCAUCAGCGGCCCAUCCGGCAGCGGGAAGAGCACGCUGCUGAACAUGCUGUUUGAGGAAUUCCCCAACAGCUUCGCCUUCAGCGUCUCACAUACCACUCGAAAACCUCGGCCAGGUGAAGUUGAAGGCAAAGACUACCAUUAUGUGAUGAGGGAAGAGUUUGACAAGCUGGUGGCUGCCGAUGGCUUUCUGGAGUGGGCUCAGUUCUCAGGCAACUGCUAUGGGACAAGCAAGAAGUCUGUGGAUGACAUCAGCAAGUCUGGGAAGAUCUGCAUUCUAGAUGUUGAAAUCAAUGGUGUUAAGAACAUAAAGAAAACUGACCUUGUUGCCAGAUACAUCUUCAUCAAGCCACCCAGUCUGGAAAUCCUGGAACGAAGACUACAGGAGCGAGGGACAGAGACUCACGAGAGCCUCAAGAAGCGGAUGGACACUGUGAAGGAAGCUUUAGAUUAUGCUGAUGGCAACAAUUAUGAUUCUGUGAUUGUCAAUGACGUUAAAGAGGAGGCAUACUCCCAGUUGAGGGAAACUUUGAUAGAGGACAUCAAAAGCCUCAAACCCAGCAACUAGUUAAUCUCAGUCACACUCCGUGCAUGUAUUGCUCAGUCUAUCCAGAGGACCAUGACAAUAUACAGGUUGUUUAGAGGUCAUUAUCAACUGUCAGGUAUUUUUAUUACGAUAUUUUAGUACUAGUUUAUACAGAUCUGUCAUGCAAACACAUGGAUUAUUUUCCAUUGUUUGUGAAUGCAAUGUAUUUGUUACAUUGAACUAAAAAGGUUGGGUCUCAGGCAAUAGCUUAUGAGAACUUGUGUGUGUUAGGUGACUACAUUACUACUAAGCCUUGGCUAUAUUUCUGAAGAAAAAGUGUUGAAAUAUUUUGAUUGUUAUUUUUAUUACAAAAUAAUUAGUUUUAUGACAAUUAGGGGUGUAUCACAUGUUAAUGCAUUGCACUGCUUGUCAGUGGUCCUGUUUGAAAUGUAAUGGGGUUUUUUCACAAAAACAUGUUUCUCUUACACUCAGAUUAGCAAUAUUAGCUAUGCAAGCCCAACAAUUUAGUCAUGUAGAAAUGUACUUAAUAGGUUAAGGAGUUACUAGAUAAAUAUAUUUCAUAAACUAUGUGUAUAUUUUGUCAGCACUUUAGUGUAGAUUUCACUGCCAGUACUUAACUUGAACACCAUGAUCACUAUGCAGUUUCUAGGUGGUAUGUUUUCUGAUAUCCUCGUAUUAUGGAUUUUCGGACGCUCAAGAAACAUUAAUUGUUUUUUCGCUAAUCACAUGAACAACUGUAAAACAUCUCACUCACUUAUAGAAGACAACUUGAUCUUAAAAACUAGCCAUCAUCCGAGUAUGCAGCGGGAGUAGUCAUGAUAAACAUGGCCGCCCAGAAAAUAUAUCAUUCCGACAAUACUAUGAAUUAAGUACAUUUGUUUUGCAGCAUGUGGAACAUACUGUCUAUAUCCUGUUUACAUACUUUAACUGAAGGAGUUCUCCCAGUGAGCCAUGUGUGGAAGCUGCUGUAGAUUGCUCUUUGUGCUGUUCCUGAAAUGGUUCCUGAACUGUGGUCUGCUUUAUGAAGUGGCCAUCAGUUGAACUGACAUUGCAAAAUCUUACUGAUACAAUAUGUUGACCAGGCCACAAUGAAUUAAUUGUUCAACUUUCAUCCAAGUUUGUUUUAAAAUGUUUUAUUUUUUUCAUGUCUUAUUUGUUUGAAAAGCUGUUGAAGGCAUCAGAAAUAUGGUUCACAUGAAGCAUGAAUGGUUGGUAGAUGUAUGUAUGUAUGUAUGUAUGUUGUGGAGUGCAUCAAGUAAAUAAGGAUGGAAACUCACACAGGGCAUUGUCAGUACUUUGGGAUAAUAAAAUGAUGAGAUGUGUUUGGUAAUGAGCGGGCAAGGAUGAAAAUCUAGUAAUUAGUUUAUUAUGGCCUAAAGUGAAGCGUUUUAGAAGCGCUCCAAGAGCCCUUUAUCAAUUAGCAUCAAAUAAUGUUAAAUAUCUAUACAAACAGGAAGAGUCAUGUCAGUUCAAUGGUCAUUUGUGGAUGCAGAUGUCUUUUCAUUAUCCAUCUGAAUGUCAGUGUUCAAGUGGAUAGAAGCAGAUCUACAGAGACAUCACUCAGAAGUUGGCACCAAGUCAUCCAUCAGGCCAUCUGCACAGGAUUAGCUCCGGAUGUUCUCUGAAGGCACAUCCAUACGAGUGCUUACUGAUCUGCAUUUUCGCAAAUCAUACAGUUAGUUCCUUGGGGCACAGACUGAAAUGUCUUAUGUACGUAAAACAUGUCCUCAGGUGCGGUUGUUUUCUGACUAAGACAAACCGGUCUAGCACUUUAUUUUUAAAGUUGCUAUUUACAAUUGUUCAUGACACUGUUUACAGGGUUUAUGUGGGAAUUAGCAAUAUCAUUGUUGAUUAGGCUAAAAAACAUAAUAGUCUUGGUUCUCAGGCACUGCCUGCAUCAUCGUAAAGUCUGCUGCUGUUUCGUUUUUAUUUCCAUUUAAUUUUUUUUUAAGAAAUCCUGAUACUUAAUAACAAUGCAAGCCAGUUAGCAUGCAGUUACUUCCCUUUACAUGCACACUGUUUUACUGCACAUCUUGUGUUAUGGUCAUGGCAGCAAUAGGAGUUUGUGUGCUUGUUUAUGUAGGGAGGCCCUGUCCCAGGUUUAUGGUACACAACUUUUUUGGGGGGGUUACAUACUAGUUUGAACAAGCCCCCAAAAAGAAAACCACCACCCACCUGCGCUAUAUUUUCGAAAGUAAUUGCCUGAGAACCAAAUAUUUUAUUUUUUUAAGCCUUAUGUAUGCAUAGUCUUGAAUCUGACAUUGAUUUGUACAUAGUAACUUGUUGUAGAUACUUUUUAACUAAUUGAAUGUCAUGGUAUGUUUGUGGAUAGGUGUCAUUCGUCAAGAAAUGAGGUACUUGCAGAUGAAUGUGGACCUGCAUCAACAUGUCUGUGAAAUACAAUAAACACGGAUGAGAAUGGGGUUGGUUUUUUUAAAAACACUGAAAGUUAGUCAGGGGUCUGGGAGACUAAAUGAUUAUACGUACAUUGUAAUGGCAUGAAUAACAAAAGUGACCCUCGACAUAACGAGGUCCAUGGUAAAUUCUCAUCCCUGAGUACAUCCACAGAGGUUUCAGAUGAACUAGUGCUAAUGUAAUAAAAUCUUUGCAUCUUCAUUUCCACAUUUGAGAUAUCUUUAUUGAAACUAUUAGACCAAUGUAUAAGAACUUUGCAUGAUGACCCCUCAAUAUUGUAUCUUCAAGUGUGCCAAAAUCAUUGAAACAAAUCUAUGAAACGGCUUGAACCAUCUUCCCGAGGCAAGGGCAUUAACUGACCAUAAAAGUUCAGUUUCCACCCUUGCCGAACUAGGAUGGAAUUUCUAGGCUCGAUUGUAGCGCCACCAGCUAUUUCAAGUCAUGUCCCUCCUAUUGAACAAUAAGGUUCCAUCUUGCAUAUCACUUGCAUUUGUAUAAAAUGGCGACACCUUUUCAAGACAAUCUGAUCGAUAAUAAAUCUCUAUUUUGUAUUAAAAUGAGUCUUACCCUGCGAAGUGCAUCAAAUCACUUGAGCACCUUGAUUAAAAACAUGAAAAGAUUUGCAAAUAUCUGUUGAUGCCAGGUUGGCGGUACACUUGCUUUGCAAAUCCUGCAGUCGUCUGAAAUCUGCAUGAAGAAAUCCAUGUUGUUUACAAACCGGUUGUCUAGUUCGUUUCACAAUUUUUUGUCUCAUUAGUCCAGCCAAAGUGUAACUCACGAAACUAGACUUGUUCGGCAACGCCCUUUCCUCGGGAAGAUGGGUUUGAACGUAAUGACAUUUUUGGCUUAACUGUUUGCAAACAUGUAACCAAAUCUGUCAAUAUCAUGCAAUGGAUUCCCCGAGUUCACCAGAGUUCUAGCAUUGGUGAAAGUUGAUGGCUAUCUUUAGUGGAGCACACACAAAAGGAUGUCUGUCAGGGCUUUGCAUACACAUUUUCUAUUGUAACAGUUUCAGUAAAAGAAUUUAAUAUUGUGUUUAAAUGGAAAUUUGUACACAACAGUGAACUUAAUAGCUGGACUUUGUGACAUUCAAAUUGAUUAUUUCCAUCACAGCUAUUUCGGACCUCAUCUUUUCUCAGGACUUCUGUGACUUUCAUCAGCCUAUCAGUGACUUCUUCUCACAAUAGCUCUGACAGAAACUGUUGAGUAAUGGUACACGCUAACCUUGUUGCUUUUGCAGAAACAUACAGUAUGCAUGAACAGUCAAGCAUGAAUACUCUUUCCAUGAAAAAAUACUGAAUUAUUUUUAAAGGCAAGCAGGUGUCAGUUUUAGUUUUGUUACAUUAUAUUUUAUUGUUGUUUGUGAGGGAACUGAAAUGUUACUGGUAAGUCACAUCGGCACUAUUUUAGCCAUACUGUGAUGUUGUUUGUGUAUGUAUUGUGGGUUACAUGUAUUAUUUUAUUUGUGUCUUGUCUGUGGCUUUAAUUAAAGUCGAGUCUGACAGUAAAA
Haliotis rufescens (red abalone) is the source of this 4646-nucleotide messenger RNA. Its product is annotated as guanylate kinase-like. The coding region runs from base 146 to 742 and encodes 198 amino acids. The transcript is spliced from 9 exons. Gene Ontology annotation, cellular component: cytosol. Gene Ontology annotation, biological process: purine nucleotide metabolic process. The record is from RefSeq and is a predicted model, not a curated record. Lineage: Eukaryota; Metazoa; Mollusca; Gastropoda; Lepetellida; Haliotidae. Gene Ontology annotation, molecular function: GMP kinase activity.